Rhipicephalus sanguineus (brown dog tick) is the source of this 1666-nucleotide messenger RNA. RefSeq lists its product as uncharacterized. The record is from RefSeq and is a predicted model, not a curated record. The transcript has 5 exons. Gene Ontology annotation, molecular function: dimethylallyltranstransferase activity; (2E,6E)-farnesyl diphosphate synthase activity. Gene Ontology annotation, cellular component: cytoplasm. Lineage: Eukaryota; Metazoa; Arthropoda; Arachnida; Ixodida; Ixodidae. The coding region runs from base 273 to 1532 and encodes 419 amino acids. Gene Ontology annotation, biological process: trans, trans-farnesyl diphosphate biosynthetic process.
AGAUCUACGCGAAGAUCGACCCACUUUAGGCGGUUGAGACGGGUUGGAGAGGUUUAGGAACAUAGUUUUGGAGGUUACGCUUCGCGUAGACCCGCCAGAAUCCGUAGCAACGUUGCGUUUCCUUUGUCGUGGCUGUUGCCCGAUUCGGGCAGGACACCCCGUUGGCAGAUCGGCGGGUUCAUCACCCCUUCGAUCGGCACAAAUUCGCGGGGGGCCAAUAACCUCCUCGUGCGCAUUAGCGACCGUUCAAGCUUGUGGAAGUGACUGCCGACAUGAACCUGACCGCGAUUGCGCUGCGGCGAUUGGCGCCGCGCUCGGGAUUGUGUGCGGGCAGGGGCCUGACAGGCCGCCGACGGCGCAUCCAGCUGCCCUCUCCGAUAGUUGGCAGCACUACUGGCACUACGGCGGCCGCACCCCCCGCUGUCAUGUCAGCUGCUUUCCAUGUGUCAUCUACUGAACGCGUCAGGGCAGAGAGCAUGGCAAGCGAACGGCGACGUCUACCGCGGGUCGCCUCGGCGAACGACCUCAUCGUGCGCGAGGCCCGGGACGACCUCAUGGGCAUCGUGCUGGAGACGAAGUUCGGCGAGCCGGCCCUCGCCGAGGCCCUGAAGGCCCUCCGCGGCGCCCUCGAGUACAACCUGCCGGGAGGCAAGCGUAGCCGACUGCUGGCGGUCGUCCAGACCUACGAGCUACUGGCCGACGAGGCAGCACCGCAGUUGCACCUGGCAUGCCUGGUUGGCUGGUGCGUCGAACUGCUCCAGUGCUACUUCCUCAUCCUAGACGACAUCAUGGACGGAUCGACGAUGCGUCGCGCCCACCCGUGCUGGUACACGCGCCCCGACGUUGGACUGCGGGCCAUCAACGAUGCCCUCUUCCUCGACAAGGCCCUCGGUUGGGUGUUAAGGCAGCGCCUUCGUUCGCUGCCCUGCUACCUGCCUCUGCUAGAGCUCUUCCACGAGGGUGACCUCCGCACUGUGCUCGGGCAGGAAAUGGACAUGGUGGCUGCCGCACCGGACAGCAAGUGCAAGCCCACGAUCGACCUGUACUGGGCCACGGUCACAUUCAAGACAGCCUUCUACUCCUUUGCCCUGCCCAUCCGUGCUGGAAUGCUUCUGGCAGGCGUCGAGGACAGCUCGUUGCACGAGCAGGCGCAGGAGGCAGCGCUGGCGCUGGGUCGCAUCUUUCAGGUGCGCGACGACUACAUCGACUGCUUUGGCUCGGUCGAGGAGAUCGGCAAAGUGGGUACCGACAUUGUGGACCGCAAGUACUCCUGGCUUCUGGUCACUGCCCUUCAAGUGGCGUCGCCCAAGCAGGCCGAAACCAUACUGGCGCACGUUGGACGAGGUGCUCCCGGUGGUGCUGACGAGGCCGCAGUGAAGGCCGUCUACAGGGAGCUGGAUCUCCCAGGCCACUAUGCAGCCUACCGCGAACGUGCCCUUCGUGAUCUCGACGCCCAAAUCAACCGGCUGCCCCCAAAUCUGGCCGAUGUGCUGCGUCUCCAGAGGGACGCGUUAUUGAAACUGGACUCUUAGCGACAUUACCUACUGCCUUCCUACCUCUGAUGGACGUUCCUACCCCCCUCCUCUCUCUGAUGGAUGUUAACACUAGCUUCGAAUGUAAAUGUACAUUAAAACCAUUUCUAUUUACAACCAGCGUCUCGAAUGUC